AUGUUCAUUAUUUUAUGCGCAGUAAUAUUCGUAGUUUUAUACUUUUACGGAACUAGAAACCAUGACUACUGGAAAAAGAAAGGAGUCAUAUACGAAGAGCCCAUACCCCUCUUCGGCAGCAACCUCAAAUUCGCCCUCGAGGGGUGCAGUUUCACGGAGCGCUUUAUAAAUUUCCACCACCGCUACCCCAAGGAGAAGUACGUCGGCUACUUCCAAGGUAACGACCCCAUGCUGCUGCUGAGGGACCCGGAGAUGAUCAAGCUCGUUCUGGUCACCGACUCGCGCCACUUCCACCACAGGGGGCUCCGGCCGCACGCGGAAAUCACCGAGCCCCUGAUGAAAAACCUGUUCAUAGCCGACGGGGAUCUGUGGAAGCUGAGCCGCGUCAAGAUGACCCCCGCGUUCACCACGAACAAGCUCAAAGCCAUGUUCCCGACGAUAGUUGUCCAAGCGGAGAAACUCAUCGGCGUAGUCGACGACAGCAUCGAAAGGGGUUGUAGGGAAAUAGACGUUCGCGAGCUGAUGGCCCGAUACACCACCGAUUUCAUCGGCGUCUGCGGGUUCGGAAUCAACGUCGACUCGCUGCAGGAAGACGCCAACGAGUUCCGGAAGCUCGGCAAGCGGAUAUUCACAAGAAAACUGAGAGAUAUCAUUAUCGGCGUAUUGAAAGUCACAUCUCCGACGCUUUUCAAGCAGCUGCACAUUAUGGCUCCCGAUAUCACCAUCCCUACGGUCAGUUUGGUCAAGUCUAUUAUGAAGCAGAGAAAUUAUGUUCCUUCGGGGAGAAACGACUUCGUCGAUUUUAUGUUGGAGGUGAGACAGAAGGGAGACAUCAUUGGGGAAUCGGUCGAGGAAUUCAACGAGGAUGGGACCCCUAAAAUUGUGCGACUAGAAGUCGACGACGAACUGAUAACGGCGCAGGUGUUUGCGUUUUUCGCGGCCGGAUUUGAGACGUCCUCUUCCACAAGCAGCUUCCUUCUUCACUUGCUAGCUUAUCACCCGGAGGAGCAGGCCAAAUGUCAAAAGGAGGUCGACGAUGUCCUGCAAAAAUACGACGGAAAACUCUGCUACGAUGCCGUUAAGGACAUGAAAUAUUUAGAAAUGGCAUUUAAAGAGAGUAUGCGGAUAUUCCCACCGAUUGGCUUCAUUACAAGAAAAUGUACAAAGAAUUACACCUUCCCUGGUACAGGUCUCACACUCGAGAAGGGGACCGGUGUGUUCAUUUCCACCCAGGCUUUACAAAACGAUGAACAGUACUUCAAGAGUCCAGAAGAGUUCAUGCCGGAGAGGUUCCGUCCUGAAAACUCUCCUACUAUCGAGAAGUUCUCAUUCCUACCAUUUGGCGACGGUCCCCGAGCUUGUAUAGGUAACUUGUUUCUAAUUAUUCUAUUAUUUGGCUUAUUUACUUAA
Molecule: messenger RNA, 1410 nt
Organism: Aricia agestis (brown argus)
Lineage: Eukaryota; Metazoa; Arthropoda; Insecta; Lepidoptera; Lycaenidae
Product: cytochrome P450 9e2-like
Exons: 2
Coding region: 1-1410 (469 amino acids)
Molecular function (GO): iron ion binding; monooxygenase activity; heme binding
Source: RefSeq, a predicted model, not a curated record